This is a messenger RNA of Heterobasidion irregulare TC 32-1, 1240 nucleotides long. RefSeq lists its product as uncharacterized. NCBI's taxonomy places the organism in Eukaryota, Fungi, Basidiomycota, Agaricomycetes, Russulales, Bondarzewiaceae. Bases 1 to 1041 code for a protein of 346 amino acids. The transcript has 4 exons. The record is from RefSeq and is a predicted model, not a curated record.
AUGGUGGCACGACGCGCUCGGCUGACACAACAACGCGAAAACGCCGGCCGCGUCCUCGACCUUCUCCUCUCUACUGUCUCCGCCCCCUCCCCUUCCUCCGCGGCCGCUCGGCUCCACUUGGUCGGCCAGCGUGCCUCAGCCACCGUCCUUCCAUUCACCAGCCAGCCCUCCAUCCCCGCCGCCGCCCACGAUCACCUGAGCCCUCCUCUCGCCCCCUCUCGCGCUUGGGGCUACGCUAUCACCUCUCACUCAGGAAUCCCCCUCCGCCACGACAGCGACAAUGCAUUGCGUCUCCGUUUCCGGAAUCGCGCCCGCCGCACCGCCCCUCCAUUGUUUGGGAGAACGCACGCGCACGCACGCACGCACGCACGCACGCUCGCACACACGCACACAUACAUACACAAGGCUGUCUGUCAACCACGGCGGGCCCCUCGAAACGCGCGGGUCAUCGAACAGCAGCAGCGCAACGACCUCGCACGACGACGGUCGGACGGCGCGUCGGUCCAGCCUGUCGGCGGUCCAGCCCAGACCGCCGACUGCCGUCUUCCCGCGCAGGACGCUUGGGACCCACGCAUCGACCAACGGCGAUCUCGAAAAGGGCAGCCUGCUAUUAGCGCGGUGGCUCCACGGACGCACACGGCUCCCGCUCGCGGGGCCCCAAUCCGUCGGCCAUCCCCGGCGCGUCUGCCUUCCGCGGCCUGUCAGGCGCACGCGCGGCCGGCGACGCGCCGCCCAGCCAACCGGCGGGAAGCAGCCACGCGCUCCGUCGCUUUUCCAUCAGAUCGCGCGCCCCGCUGGCCCCUUGCGCUGGCGGGCCUCAUUCCUGACCCACGCUUGCCCCUAUUGGCAGGCGCGGCUCGCCACGACGGCCUGCGCGUCGCUGGGCACGACAGGCGCUCGUCCGCUCACACCCGUCACACAGCGACGCGCGCUCGCGAGCAGAACCGCGCUUGCCCGCUAUUGUCCUUCUGUCCUCACGCGCCUCCACGCGCCCGCGACCCUGCGCCGCUGCAGCUCAGAUCUGAUACGCGCCUCAUAUGAGCAUCUGUGAUCCCGUCAGGGCGAGUCAAUUGCCCUCCGCGUGUGUGCAUCCCUAGUAAUAACGAGUGACAGCAGCGACCGCCCUCGGCUGUUUCCAUGCGCCCCGAUCGCUCGACCCUCGGCGACUUUACUGUGCUGUACCUACCUACUGUACUGCGUAGAAUUAUGUGUAUUGGCCGCUUUCGUCUCGGCGAUUGCG